Molecule: messenger RNA, 2274 nt
Organism: Synchiropus splendidus (mandarinfish)
Lineage: Eukaryota; Metazoa; Chordata; Actinopteri; Syngnathiformes; Callionymidae
Product: inositol hexakisphosphate kinase 2-like
Exons: 5
Coding region: 247-1704 (485 amino acids)
Biological process (GO): inositol phosphate biosynthetic process; phosphatidylinositol phosphate biosynthetic process
Cellular component (GO): nucleus; cytoplasm
Molecular function (GO): inositol hexakisphosphate kinase activity
Source: RefSeq, a predicted model, not a curated record
UCAGAGACACCGCACGUUGCAGCGGAAGAAACAACGUGGAGCUGCUGUGUUGUGGAUAAUAAGCGGAGUCUGUGCCGUGGCCUGUGUUUCUCCUCAUUCGCUCCCUCUUGUGUGUCCAACUCGCCGUGGCAAGAACGAGCCCCGCGCGUGCGCCAGCCGCCUGUAAUGCGCGAGCGUGCCGCUGCCUGUUCGGGUGAGCGCGUGGGGAGCUGAUGCCUGCCGUGGUGCUCGCCGGUGCCCCGGAGGAUGAGUCCAGCAGUGGAGGCUCGGGCCCAGGAGGCCAUGAACGCGGAGCUGAAGCAGAAGCAGCUGCAGCAGCAGCAGCAGUGUUUCGUGGAGAAAGGGGUGAUGCUCGAACCCUUCGUGCACCAGGUGGGGGGACAUUCGUGCGUGCUGCGGUUUGGCGAGCAGACUAUCUGCAAGCCCCUGAUCCCCCGGGAGCAUCAGUUCUACAAGAGUCUGCCCGCCGCCAUGAGGAAGUUCACCCCGCAGUACCGAGGUGUGGUGUCGGUCAGUUUUGAAGAGGACGACGAAGGGAACUUGUGCUUGAUCGCGUACCCGCUGCACAACGAUCCUGCGCCCGACCUGGAGCACAAAGACAACGUGGCUGACAGCGAGCCCAAGAGCAAGAUGUGUAAAUGGGGGAAGGUGAUGACACCGUCUCUGCUUGUGGAGUCCGAGGGCUUCAACAAAGACAGCCGAAGUCGCCACUCUCACAAAGACAAAAGCGUUCACAAACCAUCGGAGGAUGUGGAGCGGCUGCAGCAGGCUGAGGUGCUCUCAUACCGUGUGGAGUACAGCCACAGCAGCGCCGCGCCACAGCUCAAGCACAACCCCUGGAGUCUCCAGUGUCACCAGCAGCAUCUGCAGAGGAUGAAGGAGAACGCCAAGCAUCGCAACCAGUACAAAUUCAUCCUGCUGGAGAACUUGACGUGGCAGCACACUGUUCCCUGUGUGCUGGACUUGAAAAUGGGGACGCGGCAGCAUGGGGACGACGCCUCCGAGGAGAAGAAGGCGAUGCAUAUGCGCAAGUGCGAGCAAAGCACGUCUGCCUCCAUCGGGGUCCGCCUCUGUGGCAUGCAGGUGUACCAGUCCGACACUGGCCAGCUGAUGUUCAUGAACAAGUACCUCGGACGCAAGCUCACACUGCCAGGCUUCAAGGAGGCUUUGUUCCAGUUCUUCCACAGUGGACAUCGACUGCGACACGAGCUUCUGUCCCCCGUCCUACGCAGACUCCGGGACAUGCAAGAUGCCCUGGAAUCCUGCGAGUCCUACCGCUUCUACUCCAGUUCCCUGCUCAUCAUAUACGACGGCGCUCCGCACCGGAAGCACGGCAGACGACGCGCGGAUGCCGAGCUCUCAGAGGAAGAGGAGGAGGAAGAGGAGGAGGAACCAGAAAUGGAGGAGGAGGAGGACGACGUGAGGGAAGUGUCGGGGGCUUUUGAGUUUCCUCACAGCCCGUCCAUGUCCAGUGAAGGUGGCAGCAGCUGCUCCAGCAGCAGCAGUGGUGGAGGAUCAAGCUCCUCUCUCUCGCUCCCUGACUCUCCUGCUGUGGACGUGAGGAUGAUAGACUUUGCUCACACAACCUGUAGAGACUUCCAAGAGGACAGUGUGAUCCAUGAAGGCGGGGACAGCGGGUACAUCUUUGGUCUCCAGAACCUGAUCACCAUCAUCUCAGAGUUGGAGAGCCACAACACAGAUUAGAGUCAAAGAGGCACAUCUGUCCCGACACCUGACUAAAUGUCCAUUCCUGUUCCCACCACUGGUGCUUCUAGAUGUUCCUGCAUCUGUGUUGGGAGGUCAUCAUGGAGCCAUCUGUAUUUAUUGAUCUGCCCGUGACUUGAAACCGUCCGAACAGCACAAGAAAGGAACAGUAGCAAAUAAGAAGAACUGAGUCUGAUCCAAAAGGAUUGCUGGUAUUUUUGCACACAAACAUGCACAGGAACACACUCAGCUCGACGUGGGUUUGUGUGUGUGUGUGUCAUGAGACAGGGCUAUUUCUUACUGUAGGAGUAUGCGUGGAUGAGGAGGACCGGAUACAGGGUGCUGCUCUUACACCCAGACUCUCCCUCAGCUCAUAGUGUUGCGUGUGAGAGGGAGAACAUGGAGCUAUCGACUUGCUUGACUUGUUCUAUCAAAUAAAGGUGUUCAAUAGAGAGCACUACAUUCCAGGUUACUGAGGUUACCACUAUGAUAUGAGCUCUUUCAUGUAUAUCUGUGUUGCUCAUGGUUCAUUGGGGGGAAUAAAUUAAAGGUUUUGGUUUUGUCUUAACA